UGUAGCGAAUGCGAGACUAUCUACCUAAGGACGAACGAGGCCACCAGGUGAGGUAUCAAUAUUAUUGUAGGGAGGAGAGGGAUGGUGCCGCAUCUUACGGAGCCAAGACUCUUAGAAUCAGGAGGUGAAUGGCACAGUAGUUACUUAUCUUUCCAAUCAACCCGCGUUUCUCUUCUACAUUAUUCUAUCCAUCCACAACUACCUUAGGAACGAUGCAGAGAAUCGCCAGUAAUCGUCAUAGCGGCGGGUCUAGGAGCCCUUCCCCCCUAUUAACCUUCGAAGAUAUCGCGCCAAGCAAUGCGGAGACGAUGCUCUGUUCUGCAUGCCAGAGAAUCUUCGCGCAGACACCACGCCCCCUGGCCAAAUAUGACAGGCUCUGGGUCGACAUUGCAGCGAAUUGCUAUGUCCCCAGGGAAGAAGCAACGCGACUACCGCAUCACCCGACUCAGCAAAGCUUCGACCAAGCCGUCCAAGAUGGUUGCUUCAUCUGUACCAAAGUUGACGUCGCCCCGGCGGGGAAGCCAGUUAAACCCUCGUCUUCAAUUAUGGGGAUUAAUUCCCAGCGAUCGUACUGGCAGAGUCUGGUCAAGAUCAUUUCCAUGGAAACCGAUGAAGCGCAUCAUGCGACACUGCGGUACAAAGUAACCGUCUACAACGUGUGUGAAAUCGGGGAGGAAGUACAGGGGAGAGCGAAAAGUUUCUUCAUGGUCCCAGUCCGUGGACGGAAACCCGAGUUGAACGUGCCGGCCAAUGGCCGCUUAUCGCAGAUCAAGAAAUGGAUGACUGCCUGCUGUCGACAUCAUGAGUGGGGUUGUGUGAAAUACCGUCGUCAUGAAUGGGCGAGACCCUCGCGCCUUAUCAAUGUGGGGCCCAGGGGACAGGAUUUCGUCUCAUUGGAGCUGUUCGAGAAUAUACGAGACCUGGAUGUUCCGUACAUCACUAUGAGCCAUAGAUGGCUAGAGCCAAGACCGCCGGUGCUUGAGAGAGGCAAUAUGGCAAAGCUCAUGAGGAGCGGUGUCUCGAUCUCGAGUUUGCCUCGAAGUUAUCAGGAUGCUAUAAGCAUUGUCCGAUAUGUAGGGAUUAGAUACCUAUGGAUCGAUUCCCUCUGCAUAUUGCAGGACUCGCAAGAAGAUUUCGAUAAGGAGGCAAAGCGUAUGGGGAAUAUCUACGCUGGAGGUGUUUUCAAUAUCGUUGCUUCGAACUCGGGUAACUGGAAAACGGGGUUAUUUUCGAACAGAACCGAUAAGGGGCUGAUACCAAUUGUUCAGCCUUCGUGGCCGGAUAUAGGAAACGAUAAGGUUUUCGCCAUCAAUCCCGAGGGCGUCGAUGCUUCAGAACGGAUCUUACUAGGGCGCCAUUUAUAUAAUAGGGGGUGGAUUCACCAGGAAGUUCAUCUAGCCCUUUCGAAUUUGUUCUGCACCGAACGUCAGCUGUGGUGGGCAUGCUUAGAGGGGACUUGUUGCGAAACCUAUCCCGGGGGCUUGAACGAAGUGUUUCAUGGGAUGGGAUAUAGGACCAGUCGACUUGGAAUUAUACGUACGCUCGUGGUUCCGGAAAUCAACCCCCCUUUUUGGCAUAAGUUACACAAGAAACAGGGUGAUCAAACGUUCGAAAGCCGUUUAUUCGUAUAUGCCUGGUUAAAGCUCGUCCAGAUAUAUUCGGGAUCAAUAACUACACAAUCAGAUGAUAAACUGGUUGCGAUAGGUGGCAUAGUAGAGCUGUUGCGUGAGUGGAUAUGUACGACACGGUGCAACCCGGAGCCCGGUUAUUUCUCUGGAAUGUGGCGAUACUGUCUUCUCGAACAACUAACCUGGUGUGCUUAUGGAUCAUACAGGGCUAACACACUGGACUGCAGGUGGACGGGUACGUAUAGGAUACCUACCUGGUCGUGGGCCAGUAUCAACGGCGCAGUGUUUUACGAUCAUAUAACCGGAGAAGAAUAUACCCACGACUGGAUCUUACCCGGGGCUUCUAAACCGUCAAAGCCGUUAGCGAAGAUACUAUCAUUAAGCACCACGGGAUUGGAUCCACUCGGCCGAACAAGUAAUCGAAAUAUUCUGAAGAUCCAAGGAGCGACAUUCCCUGUCUCGUUUAAGACCAGGGAAUUAGAUCCAAUGGUAUGGGCAGACAUCGAGUACAACCAGUCCGGGUCGAUUAAACGAUUAGGAAUCCAAAUCUACUUCGACUGUUCCGAGGAGCUCCUAGAAGCGGAGAAUGACCAGAGUGGAUAUAUCGCAAUGCCAUUGCUUCUGCAGGAAUCGAAACAGGAACGCGGUCUUUUUCUCAUCUUGAGAGGUAUUGUAUUACAUAAAAUAGGCGACGAUGAAGAGAUGCAACUGUAUAAACGAUGUGGGUAUUUCGAUAGCCGGUUUACGCAUUGGUCUAGGGGUGAGCUCAUAUUGAAUACGAUCGCUAAGAACCCUCUGGUCAAGGAUGACUCUGUAUAUAGCGUCGAUGACAUUUAUCUCAUAACUUAAUAUCAAGUAAAUUCGGAAGAGGAAUAGAUAUACUCGAGAAAUUUUUGUGCAUCCAGCUAAAUUCGGGAAACUUUU
This is a messenger RNA of Annulohypoxylon maeteangense, 2552 nucleotides long. Its product is annotated as HET-domain-containing protein. Bases 213 to 2477 code for a protein of 754 amino acids. The transcript has 3 exons. NCBI's taxonomy places the organism in Eukaryota, Fungi, Ascomycota, Sordariomycetes, Xylariales, Hypoxylaceae. The record is from RefSeq and is a predicted model, not a curated record.